Messenger RNA from Belonocnema kinseyi, 504 nucleotides. RefSeq lists its product as uncharacterized. The transcript has a single exon. Lineage: Eukaryota; Metazoa; Arthropoda; Insecta; Hymenoptera; Cynipidae. The record is from RefSeq and is a predicted model, not a curated record. The coding region runs from base 1 to 504 and encodes 167 amino acids.
AUGCUCCAGACUGUGCGUGACGAAGAGGAACUUCCGAAAAUAGGUCGCACCUCAUUUUACCAUAUUCUACAAGAACUCAAUUUUACAUAUGUUAAAAGGAAAAGAAACAGCUUCUUGACAGAGCGAGAUGACCUGAUUAAGUGGCGUAGAGUAUAUCUGGAAAAUAUCCGACAAUAUCGUGCAGAAGGGUGGAAAAUAUACUACUUGGAUGAAACGUGGGUAAACGCAGGUGAUGUCACUAACAAAGUCUGGUAUGACAAGUCCAUUCAAUCGGCAAGAGAUGCUUUUAUCAGAGGCUUAUCGACGGGACCACCAAUUCCGAGUGGAAAGGGAAAGAGCCUAAUUGCGCUGCACAUCGACAGUACAGAAGGCUUUGUGGAUGGUGGUUUUCUGUGUUUUGAGUCAAAAAAAAAUUCUGCAGACUACCAUGACGAAUUGAAUGGGUAUAAUUUCAAGCAGUGGUUCGUAAACAUUUUGCCAUCACUUCGAACUAAACCCCAUUGA